ACUACCCACCAGUGUGAGUGAGUCCUCUCUCUUCAUUCUGUUUUUUGGUGCUCCCAACAAACUACCAUCCGUACACUUUUUUUCUUCUUUUUCGGGGGUGUCAGGUAUUGACACAACAUUCACUCACUCACCAUCACUGUUUCGAUUUUCGAAGAAGAAUAAGAAGAGGAGGAAGAUCACACUCUGCGCCACACCAUCACUUCAGCUUCAACACGCAAACUCUCUUAUACCUCUUAAUAGCACUGCUGAUGAACUGACUUGAUACCUGAAAUAAGAUGGGGAAAAAAUCCAAAAUUAAAAAGGAGGAAGUUGCUGAAGAUUGGUGUUUUGUGUGCAAGGAUGGUGGGUUGAUGAGGGUGUGCGAUUAUGGGGAUUGCCUUAAAUCUUAUCAUCCUUCUUGUGUGAAGGAAGAUGAUUCCUUUUUGGAGGCUGACACAAAUUUUACUUGUGAUUCACAUAUCUGCUCACUUUGCCAGAAAGCCUCCAAGUUUAGAUGCUUUUGCUGCCCAAAUGCUGUUUGUGGGCGUUGCCUAUGUGAUGCUGAGUUUGUAGUUAUCAAUGGAACCAAAGGACUCUGUCAUCACUGCAUAAAACUUGCAAUACUAAUUGAAGAAAAUGUUGACAUUGAUUCUGAUGGAGUAAGAUAUAGCCCCAAGGGAAAGGUGGACUUCAAAGAUCCCAGUACAUAUGAAUGCUUAUUUUCAGAAUAUUAUGAAAAUAUAAAACGAAAGGAAGGGCUGAAGUCACAGCACGUUUCUAAAGCACAUAAGGUCCUGAAGAGUGGUAGAAACUUGAAGUCCGUUGUUGGUCUAGACGAAAUUGGUGAAGGGGAAGAUGAUAUUGGAGAAUCUGAUGGGAGUGACUUUAUAGUUUCUGACGAUGAUCUGUAUAACACUGCUGGAGUUAAACACGCGAAGAAAAAGAAGAGGUGCGUCAAAAAGAAAAAAUCAAUAAAUGGAAAGCUGAAAGAUAAGCAAAUGGAGUUUAUUGGAUGGUGUUCAAGAAUUCUCAUGGAUUUUCUUCAGAGUGUUGGUAAAGACACGAGCAGGGAAUUUUCUGAACAAGAGGUUGCUUCUAUCAUCAUGGACUACUGCAAAGAGAACAAGCUUUUCGACCCCGAGAAGAAGAGAAAGGUGCUUUGUGAUGUACAAUUAAGGUCUUUACUUGGGAGGAAAUCAGUGAAUAGGAACAGUAUAUAUAAGCUUCUCGCAAAGCAUUUUUCUGAUAACUCUGAGGACAUGGAGGUUGAUACCAGUAUUACUUCAGAAGAUAGGGAUACCAAUGAACGAUUGAAUCUUUCAAGGAAGAGAAAAUUGAUUUCGAGUACACAGUCUCAUAAGAAUGUAGAUUUAGAAGAGCAGAAAAGCUGUUUUGCAGCCAUUGUCAGUGCAAACCUCAAGCUUGUGUAUCUGAAGAGAAGUUUAGUCGAAGAACUUUUGAAGCAACCAGAAAAAUUUGAUUGCAAAGUGAUUGGAAGUUUUGUAAGAGUCAGAACUAAUCCAUAUGAAAUAUUUCAGAAAAACCCACAUAAGCUUGAGCAAGUACUAGGAAUAAACAGACCAAAGAAUGAUGAAAUCAACAGAGAGAUUCUGCUUACACUUUCAAAUGAGCUAAAUGAUGUACCUAUUUUGAAAGUUUCAGAUGAUGACUUUACAGAGGAAGAAUGUAAAGAUCUGUGCGAGAGAAUGAGAAAUGGCUUGCUCAAACAGCCUACUGUACUGGAGCUGGAUCAGAAAGCCAGGAGUCUGCAUGAGGAUAUAAUAAGACAUUGGAUCCCAAGGGAGAUAAAAUUGUUACAAAAUCGCAUUGCUCUGGCCAAUGAAAAGGGAUGGAGGAAAGAACUUUUUGAAUACAUGGACCGAAAAACAAAGCUUGAGACUCCAUCAGAACAAUCACGCUUAUUAAGUGAUAUUCCAAAAGUAAUACCUGAAACAGUUGAUGUUAAAUCGUCACCGGAAGCUUCCCCAAGAAAAGAUGGCAUUGAGCAAAAUGACUUGUUGGAGUUCGCCAUAGGAGAGACUCAUAAUUCUAUUGGACUCGAUUCCAACCACAAUGGUUUUGCUUCUCACUUGAAUAGAUCGUCACGGGAAGGUUCCCCAAGGAAAGAUGACAUUGAGCAAAAUGACUUGUUGGAGUUCGCUGUAGGAGAGACUCAUAAUUCUAUUGGACUCGAUUCCAAACACAAUGGUUUUGCUUCACACUUGAAUGGUAGAACAGAUAUUACAGGUUUACCAGAUGGCAGAAUGCUGAAUGUAACUUUGAGUGCUACACAGACAAUGAAGGAAAAGCAAAGCGUUUCAGUUGCUAACUCUGUUGAGGCAGGUAUGAAGGGCAAACAGGAUACAAGUACGCCGACCGCAAAACACAAAGUUCAAAAUUCCAUUCCACAUGUUAUUGUGUUGAGUGAUGAUGACGAAGAAGAUGCAAAUAUUACUGAUAUUACGGCAAGAAGACAGGUGGUGGAGAAUCCUGAGAUUCCCGUUUGGCAUUGCCUGACCCCUAAGGGUGAAAGAGUAGGAGCAGGCCCCUAUUCAAUGUCUAUACUCAAACGUUGGAGCGAAAUGCCCUCUUGCACUGUGGGACAAUUUAAGGUCUGGAAGGCAGGUCAGAGUGAAGAAGAGGCAAUAUUUCUCACUGAUGCUCUUCGCAGACAUUUCCCCACCAUCUAAGCUAAAUUCCUUAGGUUUUUUGCAUCACCAUUGUUAAUAUAUAGUUACAUUUUGAGUUUUCAACACAGGUGCUUGUGUUUUGGUGUUUUUUUGUGUUUUUUUUUUUGGUUGGGUCCGGGGAGGAGGAGGGGGAGUAGCGACAGAUUGACAGAUGAGGGUGGGAACUAUCUGGAGAAAUAUGUCGGAUGAAAAAAUGUCAAAUUUGGUUUCUUCAUGGUUCUUUAAAGGCCUCAUCCUUUUUGGCUUUAAAAUACUAGUCUUAAGAAA
This is a messenger RNA of Arachis duranensis, 2936 nucleotides long. RefSeq lists its product as uncharacterized. Lineage: Eukaryota; Viridiplantae; Streptophyta; Magnoliopsida; Fabales; Fabaceae. The transcript is spliced from 11 exons. The record is from RefSeq and is a predicted model, not a curated record. Gene Ontology annotation, molecular function: DNA binding. The coding region runs from base 276 to 2669 and encodes 797 amino acids.